AGGAUGAAAACGCUGAGGCGGCACCCACGCGCGUCGCUUCAAGGACAACUUUAGAAGCCCGCUGGCAGCGCCAGGCGGUCACCUGAUGGGGCACACGCGUUGCGACCUAGAAGCGCUUGCCAGAGAUCACGUGUUUCUUGCGGAGCAAAGUCGACGAGCCGUAGGAAGGACAGUGACGUCAGCACGCACCGUCCUGGAGAUCUUAACCGGACAGGCGCUGUGUAGAGGUCAGCGCGUCUCAUACGCAGGUGUCGUUCUUCACUCCCCACCUUCGUGCGAAUUAAGAGCGGCGAAGCGCAAUGGGGGCGGGACCGCUUAUCUGACGCAGAGGGCGCCCAGUCUAGGUGACGCCGGUUGAGGCACUGCCGUCAUCGCCGUCCCUUUUCCGGAGAAGAAGCUCCGCCCCUUUCCCCUUGGGUCGGAGGAGCCGGUUCCUUCCACUGAGCUGCUGUCGCCGCCUCCGCCUUCUGAAGCCCCUCGGGAUGAAGAUCUGGAGUUCGGAGCACAUCUUCGGACAUCCAUGGGAUACUGUAAUAAAAGCUGCUAUGCGAAAGUAUCCCAAUCCCAUGAACCCUUCUGUGGUAGGAGUUGAUGUUCUGGACCGAAGCCUUGAUAAUCAGGGAAGGUUGCACAGUCACCGACUUCUGAGCACUGAAUGGGGACUGCCAAGUAUUGUUAAAGCUAUUCUGGGAACAAGUAGAACUGUUACAUAUAUUAAAGAACAUUCUGUGGUAGAUCCAAUGGAAAAGAAAAUGGUGCUAUGUUCCACUAAUAUUACUCUUACAAAUCUUGUAUCAGUUGAUGAACGAUUAGUUUAUACACCGCACCCUGAAAACCCUGAAAAAACUGUGCUAACCCAAGAAGCAAUUAUUACAGUGAAAGGUGUUAGCCUCAGCAGUUACUUGGAAGCUUUAAUGGCAAGCUCAAUAUCCUCCAACGCUAGAAAGGGUCGAGAAGCCUUGGAAUGGGUGAUUGGCAAACUUAACACAGAGUUUGAGGAACUAACUUCAUCAACGCGAGGGAAUGUGAAGGCAGCAAUGGCAGCAGCUUCAAUGGAGAACUGAUGGACUCUUAACAGAGAACUUUAUUUUUCCAUUAGAUUUUUUUCUUGCCAAGAUGGAUACUCCAUAGUUUUUUAUAUAUUUGUUUAUAUAAUGAAAAUUUUACCGGAUAGAAGUUACAUCCCCUCCCACCCCAAAUGUGCAGUCUCUGAGGCGUCUCUUUGUUCACAGUACAGAUUAAUGUUUAGUUAAAAAUUCCCAUGAUACAGUAGCCAAAUCAUGGUGACAUCAAGUCCCACUAAAGUGAAUAGAUGCUCAUCAGAUACAUAAUUACCAAACUGUGCCUUGAUCAGAAAGCUAGAGAACAGUUUUGAAUUUAUAUUACAUUUUGUUGUGCUUGAUGCUUAAUAUUUAUUUAUUUUUUUUAAAGCGCAGCUGCAGUUGUUCUGAAAAGGACACGUAGGUACAAAAGCACUGGAAAUUUUGUCAGUCUCUUAUGGCUAGUUAAGAAAAGGGAAAAUGACAGCACAGGGGGGUUGACAGAGAAAGCUUACUCUGUGACAGUUUACCCAAUAUUGCCGCAGCAAGGCCUUUUUGCUUUAUGAGACACUUGUGCACACUUCACUGAAAUGAAGGUUAAUGGAGCAGCAUGGUUGUCUGGGAGGGCUGUGCCCUCAGCUGAAGGCCUCAGGUCUCUGAAUGACGCUUGGUCUUCCUGGGUACUUCUUGCUCUAUUGAAAUGCAGAGUCUGAACAAAACUUGCAAUACUUUACCUCUAGUAUUUAUCCUCAAACCACUGAUAAAGGUAGAAAUCCAGAUCCUAUGCUGGAGUAAUAAAUUUGGAACCUUUUUUUUAAUCUA
Eublepharis macularius is the source of this 1862-nucleotide messenger RNA. RefSeq names its product PRELI domain containing 3A (gene PRELID3A). The transcript has 6 exons. The coding region runs from base 483 to 1064 and encodes 193 amino acids. The record is from RefSeq and is a predicted model, not a curated record. NCBI's taxonomy places the organism in Eukaryota, Metazoa, Chordata, Lepidosauria, Squamata, Eublepharidae. Gene Ontology annotation, biological process: phospholipid transport. Gene Ontology annotation, molecular function: phosphatidic acid transfer activity. Gene Ontology annotation, cellular component: mitochondrial intermembrane space.